GGCGGCGGCGCUGGCGCCUGCGCGCUGGCCUCAACAUCCGGGCACUGGGGCAGGAUGAAUGCUCCUUUCCAAGAUGGCGGCGGAGGGAGGAGGGAAGGAGAUGAACGAGAUUAAGACCCAGUUUACCACCCGCGAGGGGCUGUACAAGCUGCUGAGCCACUCGGAGUACAGCCGGCCCAACAGGGUGCCCUUCAACUCGCAGGGCUCCAACCCCGUCCGCGUCUCCUUCGUCAACGUCAACGACCAGAGCGGCAACGGCGACCGGCUCUGCUUCAAUGUGGGCCGGGAGCUCUACUUCUACAUCUACAAGGGGGUCCGCAAGGCUGCUGACUUGAGUAAACCAAUAGAUAAAAGGAUAUACAAAGGAACACAACCAACGUGUCAUGACUUCAAUCAUUUAACAGCCACGGCAGAAAGUGUUUCUCUACUAGUUGGCUUCUCUGCAGGCCAGGUGCAACUUAUAGAUCCUAUUAAAAAAGAAACUAGCAAAUUAUUUAAUGAGGAAAGACUAAUAGACAAGUCCAGAGUGACUUGUGUAAAAUGGGUUCCUGGUUCAGAAAGCCUCUUCCUAGUAGCUCAUUCCAGUGGCAAUAUGUACUUGUAUAAUGUGGAGCACAAUUGUGGUACCACAGCCCCACACUAUCAGCUGCUUAAACAAGGAGAAAGUUUUGCAGUCCAUACAUGCAAGAGCAAAUCUACACGAAACCCUUUGCUUAAAUGGACAGUAGGUGAGGGGGCCCUGAACGAAUUUGCUUUUUCCCCAGAUGGGAAAUUCUUGGCAUGUGUAAGCCAGGAUGGCUUUCUUCGUGUAUUUAACUUUGAUUCUGUGGAGUUGCACGGUACAAUGAAAAGCUACUUUGGAGGGCUGCUGUGCGCAUGUUGGAGCCCCGAUGGCAAAUACAUCGUAACAGGAGGAGAAGAUGACUUAGUGACUGUCUGGUCUUUUGUGGACUGCCGAGUGAUAGCUAGAGGCCACGGACACAAAUCCUGGGUCAGCGUCGUGGCCUUCGAUCCGUAUACCACUAGCGUAGAAGAAAGCGAUCCAAUGGAAUUUAGUGGCAGCGACGAGGACUUCCAAGACCUUCUUCAUUUUGGAAGGGAUCGAGCAAACAGCACGCAGUCUAGGCUAUCUAAAAGGAACUCUACGGACAGUCGUCCAGUAAGUGUAACAUACAGGUUUGGUUCAGUGGGCCAGGACACGCAGCUAUGCUUAUGGGACCUAACAGAAGAUAUCCUCUUCCCACACCAACCCCUCUCGAGAGCAAGGACACACACAAAUGUCAUGAAUGCAACCAGCCCACCUGCAGGAAGCGGUGGAGCUAAUCCAGGCAGUAAUGGAAACAGCAUCACAACACCUGGGAACUCUGUGCCCCCUCCUCUUCCACGGUCCAAUAGCCUUCCACAUUCUGCCGUCUCCAAUUCUGGCAGUAAAAGCAGUGUCAUGGACGGCGCCAUUGCCUCUGGCGUUAGUAAGUUUGCAACCUUAUCACUACAUGAUCGGAAGGAGAGGCACCAUGAAAAAGACCACAAGCGAAACCAUAGUAUGGGACAUAUAUCUAGUAAGAGCAGUGACAAACUGAACCUAGUUACUAAAACCAAAACAGACCCAGCAAAAACUUUGGGAACGCCCCUGUGUCCCAGAAUGGAGGAAGUUCCUUUGUUAGAGCCUCUUAUCUGUAAAAAGAUAGCACACGAAAGACUGACUGUGUUAAUUUUUCUUGAAGACUGUAUAGUCACUGCUUGUCAGGAGGGAUUUAUUUGCACAUGGGCAAGGCCUGGUAAAGUGGGUUUAUUGCCAUCCCAAAACCAGGCCAAUUCUCCAAGUGGAACUGUAGUAUAGCCAUCACAUUUCUGCUAGCAAAUCUUUGAACACAGAACAAGAAGUAAUGGCAAUGGAACCAGGAGCUGCUGUUCAGCCAGGGAGCACCACAAAUUCUUAAAGGCAGUGUAAACUUGGAGUUAUGUGAAUCACAUAGUGUUUUACAAAAAUAAUAAUGUAAUGAAUUCUUUUUACAGCUAAUAUUUAGGCUGAUGGCCGAAAGAAGGAUUUUGCUAAAAAAAAUACUUCUUUUGGUGUUGCAGUUAAAAAUAGUAUAACUUUUCCAGUUUCUCUGUAAAACAAAAUGUUUGUUAAAUCUGAAUAAGUUUAAUGGUUAUAUAAAUUAGAACUUCAUUGUUGGGUUUUUUUGCACUGAUUUUUUUUUAAUCCAGCAAUGGUUAGUCUAGAAUGCUCUCAUGGGAAAUGAAAGUCAUUACUUUCCGGCUUCAUAAAUGUAAUUCAGGAAGAUGGAUGCUGCAAUCAUAGAGGUUCCCCCCUCCCCCCCCAAAAAAAAGAUUGUUUGCACUUAAAUAGCUUAAUGCUAGUAGAAAAUUACUUUUAAAUGGGUGUUUGGACACCCUCUAAAGCUAUGUUAUGGGGAAAGAGAUCCUUUGUAUCUAUUAAACGUUUUAUUUUAAUAAUGUUUUGAGCUACAAUCAAUCUGUAUUAUAUGUGUAAAUAAUGUAAUUCAGUGAUUGGGGGAGAAGUGAGUCAUUACACUAGUAAUUUUCAUUUAGGAAAGUGAUAUUUCUAAUUCAGAAAAUACAUAUUAAACUAUCUUGAAUAUGCA
Lacerta agilis (Sand lizard) is the source of this 2609-nucleotide messenger RNA. RefSeq names its product WD repeat domain 20 (gene WDR20). NCBI's taxonomy places the organism in Eukaryota, Metazoa, Chordata, Lepidosauria, Squamata, Lacertidae. The transcript is spliced from 4 exons. Gene Ontology annotation, molecular function: protein binding. The record is from RefSeq and is a predicted model, not a curated record. Bases 59 to 1840 code for a protein of 593 amino acids.